Molecule: messenger RNA, 3057 nt
Organism: Hyaloscypha bicolor E
Lineage: Eukaryota; Fungi; Ascomycota; Leotiomycetes; Helotiales; Hyaloscyphaceae
Product: putative pro-apoptotic serine protease
Exons: 3
Coding region: 1-3057 (1018 amino acids)
Biological process (GO): proteolysis
Molecular function (GO): protein binding; serine-type endopeptidase activity
Source: RefSeq, a predicted model, not a curated record
AUGAAUGGCACAAAUGGAACGGUGCGGGCGAAGCGAAAGCAGCACCCAAGCUCCGUGACCGAACGACCCCAGAAGCAGCAUCGGGCAAUCAAUGGGAAGGAGUCCGCGGGACAGAACACACCGGAGAUUGGCACAAUGUACGCGGAUGAGGAGAUCGAGAUCGAGGAUACGAGGAUACUUCCCGGCAUGGCAGAUACAGCAGAAUGGCAGGCCUGCAUCGAGAACGUGGUUCGAAAUGUCGUCUCCAUCCGGUUCUGCCAGACCUGCUCCUUUGAUACAGACCCUGCAUUGACGAGUGAGGCUACAGGCUUUGUGGUGGAUGCAGAAAGAGGAUAUAUCAUGACAAAUCGACAUGUGGUUGGAGCUGGACCUUUCUGGGGAUACUGCAUAUUCGACAACCACGAAGAAGUUGAUGCCUACCCCGUCUACCGCGACCCUGUCCACGACUUCGGUAUCCUUCGGUUCGACCCCAAAGCUAUCAAAUACAUGCCUGUGGCUGCUCUCCCUUUGAGACCAGAUCUUGCAAAGGUGGGAGCAGAGAUUCGGGUGGUGGGUAAUGAUGCUGGAGAGAAGCUGAGUAUUCUGUCCGGGGUCAUCAGUCGGCUGGAUCGGAAUGCGCCAGAAUAUGGAGACGGCUACUGUGAUUUCAACACGAACUACAUACAAGCUGCUGCAGCUGCGAGCGGUGGAAGUUCUGGAAGUCCAGUAGUCAACAUCGAUGGAUAUGCAGUGGCUCUACAAGCUGGCGGAAGAAGUGAUGGAGCCGCAACUGAUUAUUUCCUCCCUCUCGAUCGACCGCUACGUGCUCUCCGAUGUAUACAAGAAGGGAAACCCAUCACGCGAGGAACAAUACAAUGUCAGUGGAUGAUCAAGCCCUUUGAUGAAUGUCGGAGGCUCGGUCUCGCUCCCGAAUGGGAGAGCGCUGUACGGAAAGGCUUCCCCAAGGAGACUGGUAUGCUGGUGGCGGAGAUUGUCUUGCCAGAAGGUCCUUCGGACAACAAGAUUGAGGAAGGAGAUGUUCUGGUCAGGGUCAAUGGCGAAUUGCUCACCCAAUUCGUCAGACUUGAUGACAUUCUCGAUUCCAGCGUCGGUGACAAGGUCAAGCUCAUGCUGCAGCGUGGUGGGGAAGAUAUCGAGGUCGAAGUUGAGGUGGGCGAUCUGCACAAGAUUACCCCUGAUCGCUUCGUCUCAGUUGCAGGGGCUAGCUUCCACAACCUCUCAUACCAACAAGCAAGACUAUACGCAGUAGCAUGCAAAGGCGUGUUCGUUUGUGAGGCAACUGGAUCUUUCAGAUUUGAGAGUACUGAUAACGGAUGGAUCAUCCAGACUGUUGAUCAUAAGAAGACGCCGGAUCUAGAUGCAUUCAUCGAGGUCAUGAAGGGAAUACCUGAUCGAUCAAGAGUCGUCGUCACAUACAAGCAUCUUCGAGAUCUACAUACCCUCAACACCAGCAUUCUACACAUUGAUCGUCACUGGUCAAGUAAGAUGCGGCUGGCUGUCAGAAAUGAUAGCACUGGCCUUUGGGAUUUCACAGAUCUUGCUGAUGCUCUCCCUGAAGUGCCUCCGGUGCCGCGAGCAGCAAGUUUCAUCCAACUCGAAAACCUCCAAUAUCCUGCGGCUGCAGAUAUUGUCCGAAGUUUUGUUCGAGUUCUAUGUCAUAUGCCAGUCAAGCUUGAUGGCUUCCCUCGCAAUCGGAAAUGGGGUAUGGGUGUCGUGAUCGACGCAGAGAAGGGUCUGGUUGUUAUUUCAAGAGCAAUCGUGCCCUAUGAUCUCUGUGAUAUCUCCAUCACCAUUGCCGACUCUAUCAUUGUUGAAGGCAAGGUUAUCUUCAUGCACCCGUUACAGAACUACGCCAUCAUCAAAUACGAUCCCUCCCUGGUUGAUGCACCAGUCCAAAGCGCUAAAUUGAGCACAACGCAUGUUACCCAGGGUGCCUCGACAUACUUUGUUGGCUUCAAUCAGAACAUGCGAAUUGUCAUUGCUCAAACCACCAUCACCGACAUAACAGCUGUGGCAAUUCCAGCCAACUCUGGAGCUCCAAGAUACAGAGCCGUUAACGUUGAUGCUAUCACCGUUGACACAAGUCUCAGCGGGCAAUGUGGAAGUGGUGUUCUGGUUGGAGAAGACGGAACCGUUCAGGCCUUAUGGUUAACAUAUCUCGGCGAACGAUCACCGGUCACCCAAAAGGACACAGAUUACCACCUCGGCCUCGCGACUCCCACCCUCCUCCCAGUAAUUCAACAGAUCCAGCGCGGCGAGAUCCCUAAGUUGCGUAUGCUAAGCGUCGAGUUCAACGCCAUCCAAAUGAGCCAAGCCCGCAUUAUGGGAGUCUCAGAAGAAUGGAUCAAGAAGGUCGCCCUGGAUAACUCCUCUCGCCACCAACUCUUCAUGAUCCGCAAACGUACCUUCGAGCGCGGAGAAGAAGGCGGCGCUCUCCUUGAAGGCGAUGUGAUCUUGACCCUGAACGGCAAGAUUAUCACCCGAGUUUCUGAGCUGGACGUGAUGUACGACCACGAAGUGCUCGACGCCGUCAUCGUGCGCGAUUGUGUAGAAAUGAGCAUCAAGCUCCCCACCGUCUCAGCUGAUGACCUGGAGACCGACCGCGCGAUCAGCUUUUGUGGCGCCAUACUGCAUAAACCACAUCAUGCUGUGCGUCAACAAAUCAGCAAGCUGCACAGUGAGGUUUAUGUUUCCGCGAGGACGAGAGGAAGUCCAGCGUACCAGUACGGUCUCGCGCCAACGAAUUUCAUCACACAUGUAAACGGCAAGCCGACCCCGGAUCUAGAGAGCUUCUUGAGUGCCGUCGUGGGCAUCCCUGAUAACACAUAUUUCCGCCUCAAAGCCAUGACCUUCGACAACGUGCCCUGGGUCAUCACGAUGAAGAAGAACGACCACUACUUCCCAACCAUGGAGUGGAUCAAGGACUCUACCGAGAAGUGCGGCUGGAGAAGGGUGACCUACGAGCAAGGGAAGCCGGUGCUGGGGGAAGGACACGAUGGCAUCAAUGUUAUUAGUGGGGAGACAUUUGAGAUGGAUGAGAAUCUGGGGGGCCUUUGA